CAUUUGACGAAUGUACACACACAAAGCCCUCCAGCUUUUGUUCCGUCUCCAGUCAGCAAUUUAAACACUAUCAGGAACACGGCCCUCGUGACCCGCUCCGCCGAUUAAUUCCGGUCGUUAACUCCGACGGUCCCCGAAAUAUGACUGGAACAAGUUGUGUGUUGCAAACAUUAAUAUAGAUUAUCCGAACGUGUCACGGACGGGGUAUUUGCACUUGAUGUGCGCCCCAUCCGCCCCCGUAUUUUUGUCCAGGCACAGACACGUGGGUCGGGGUGGUUUUAAUUAAUCCUCCGGACCGGUAUGACUGAACGUUGAGGAAGUGGACGCGAAGAUGGAACGUUUAAUCGUUUCGUUCGGACGAACUAAUAAAUUGUAUCGGGAUUGGCACGGUUCCCGUUAUCGUUAAAGGUCGCCGGUCACGUUGAUAACGGCGCAAAAAAAAAAUCGUUUCAUUCACUCCGCGAUGAGUGUGGCGGUCGUGUGUUUGUUGUUGGUCCACUUUGCGGUCGGUUUGGACGACUGCAACGACUUUUAUUUCAAAAAUGCCGAGAAGUCGUACGAAAGGUGUCGCGGGUACCAGGAGCGGGACGUCAUGAAGGAGGAACAGGACGUCAUGAUAUGGUACUUGAAGGUGACCGGUAAAGAUGUCAAGCAUUUGUGUAAGGGCUCUCUCGGGACGACCGUUUUGGACGCCGACCUGUCCAACAUUGGGGCGUCGUACCUGGAGGAGAGGUGGUUAAAAAAUAGCACUGUAAAAGUACUAAAUUUAACCGGCAACAGUUUGGUGAUCCUACAGAGAAACGCCUUCGACAACAUGCCCCACUUGGAAGCCAUUUACCUGGACGACAACAAACUGGCGGUCUGGGAGAGUGACUGGUUCAAAAACUGUCCAAUGCUCCACCUAAUUUCAGUUAACAACAACUACAUUUCCGAACUACCCGAGAACGCAAUGCAAAAUGUACCCUACGAAGUCAAAAAGUAUCUCUGGAAACUUCUACCCAAGAUUUAUCUAAACAAUAAUAAUUUAAAGUACAUCCACGAUAAAGCCUUUUCCUGUUUAAAAUAUAUGUCAACCUUGAGUUUAAAGAACAACAAACUUUUUGAGAUCAGCAGCAAAACAUUCGGCGAUGUCGAUUAUCUGUUUACAUUGGAUGUCAGUGGCAACAAUUUUAUUUGCUUCUCUUCAAAUGCAAUGAAAAGUUUAACCAAUGUACGAUUAUUGAUUAUAAAAGAUAACGUGUUGAACGAGGACUGUAAAAAUAAUCUUAAAGUGUAUUUUGAACAGAAAAUGGAUGACUUGGACAUUUAAUUAAAUACUGAUUUCAACAAAA
Aethina tumida (small hive beetle) is the source of this 1331-nucleotide messenger RNA. Its product is annotated as chondroadherin. The transcript is spliced from 2 exons. Bases 464 to 1309 code for a protein of 281 amino acids. Gene Ontology annotation, molecular function: protein binding. Lineage: Eukaryota; Metazoa; Arthropoda; Insecta; Coleoptera; Nitidulidae. The record is from RefSeq and is a predicted model, not a curated record.